Dovyalis caffra is the source of this 537-nucleotide messenger RNA. NCBI's taxonomy places the organism in Eukaryota, Viridiplantae, Streptophyta, Magnoliopsida, Malpighiales, Salicaceae. The record is from the annotation of a GenBank genome assembly.
AUGGCAAUCGAUAACCGCGCUCGACUUACUGUUGGGGAUCAUGUGUAUUGCUUUGAUAGAUGUGGAGUAAGCAUGAUUAUUUAUAGCUUGACAACUCGAGUUUGGAAACAGCUCGAGGUUGGAUGCUCCUCGUGGUGUCGCUUGGUGGAGCAUGAAGGAAAGAACAUGAAAGUUGAGCAGAAAGAGCCUAAUGCUCGUAGUGUUAAAAUCUAUAGGUAUAAUGACACUGCCCUUCGUUGGGAUCGUUUAAAUGACAAUGACGUGAAGGACAUAAGCUGGUUCUUCCUGCGUGUGCAUGCUAGCUAUUCUGUGAAAGGGGAGGGCUCGAAAGGUUAUUUCCUUCAAGCAAAAAGAACUGGGAAAUUCAGAAUGACUGGGGCACUUUAUGGCUAUCAAAUUGAGGUUUAUAAUCUAAAAGACGGCAGCAAAGAGAUUCUUUCUCAGGAUGUCUACCUGCCAUUCUGCAGAGUGGGUAGAUAUGGGAUGAUUACGAGGAUUUGUUAUUGCUCUGAAGUCAGGCAUGACGUUUUUGACUGA